CUAUAUCUAGAGGCCAAGUUUGAUAGCUCAGGAAGGUGACAUCAAGGAGCAGUAGAUUGGUGAGAGUCAGAGCUGGAAGUCAUCAUUUUCCUAGAAGUGACUUCUAGGCUUCAUACCAUCCAGUUCACUGCUGCUGCCCAAUGAUCUACUGCUUGAAAUCACUCCUAGCACCUACUAUGCAGAAUGUCUUAGUUAAACAAUCACAGUUGCUGCCAGCAACAAAUGGUCAUGGAAGGAAGCUAUGCAUUUUGUAAUGGAUGGUGUACUGAAGAGACUCAUAACCACUGUUAAGCUCUGAAGAAAAAGAGACAAUUGCUGUGGCCCAAUGCAUAGCCACAGAUGGACCUCGAUAUCACCUGCUCAAAGAGUCAGGGAACAUUGUGCAAGAGAGAAAGUAUGAGAGCUGGAGGAAAAGUCAGCGUGUGGUAGAACCAUUUUAUCCAGUUGAAGCAUUCCAUCUUAGAAGGAGGCCCCUUAAGACUUAAGUAAUUGCUAAAACUAACAUGACGUAAUGGUACCUUCCCACAAAGAUAGAGAGAGAAGCAGGAAAGAACUGCCGGGGAAGGAGACUUCAGUGAGCUCAUCUGCCUAGAAGAGAUUCUCCAACUUGUCAAGUUUCUGCUAGCAAGUUCUGAGAGCUCCGUGUUUGCACCUACGGAGUCUUCACAGAAUACUUGUCAGGAAGAAGGAUCUUUGUUAUUUGCUGGUGACGCUUCCUAAUCUUGAACUUUCCAAGCUUCAUAACUGUUUUAUUGAGAAGACAUUCACCUGAAUUUGCUGUUAUCUGUGCCUUGGGUCAGCGCUACUCUGAGGACACGCACUUCCUGCUCUGUCUCUCUGUGCAACUCCGCGGACCCGAUCCGAGCCGAGCCCAAGACCUUCCAAGCGGUUAACCAUGGUGGAGCAGCUGCUGAUACUUCUGUAUGCUCUUCUGGUGAGGCACCGCGCCCUGUGCAUCCAGAACAACCAGCUCCUGAAGCAGCUGCGAAUACUGGUGUGUGAGCGGGCCAGGCUGCUGCGCCAGGUACGUCUGCCAAGCUGUCCAGUGCCCUAUCCCUCACGGUUUAGUGGCGAGAGCGGCCGGCUCCCCGAGUUUGUUGUGCAGACCAUGUCUUACAUGCUUGUGAAUGAGGAGCACUUCUGCAACGACGCCAUGAAAGUGGCAUUCUUGAUCAGCCUCCUGUCCGGGGAAGCCGAGGAGUGGGUGAUGCCUUACAUCGAGUCCAAUAGCUACAUCCUUGGUGAUUAUCGGGCCUUUGUUAAUGAGAUGAAGCAGUAUUUUGGCUGGGAUACCGACGAUGAAGAUGAUGACGAUGAUGACGAGGAGGAUGAUUACUAGGCCAGAGCCCCUUAAGGCCUAGAGUUGGGGUCCUACAAGCCUUCUCCCUCCUACUCCCACCCGCCACUCCUGCUGUUUCGGAGCUCUCCCUUUGCAUCACCAUCCUCUUCCCUGCCAGUUUGUUUGCUCCAUCAUUCUCUUUAGAGCUUGUCUUUGUUCCAGUUACCUGCUGUGAGUUGGGCCUGGACCUUGCUCUAAAACUCACUUCCACCCCCAGGUACCUAUCCUAAUCUGAACUGUGUUUGAGUUCCAGCCAUUUUCCAGGUCCCUAUUAGAACCUGUGAGACCACCUGCAUUCCUGCUGCGGACAUCCACUGGAACUCAGGCCACACAUCCAUCUGCCCAGAAGCAGAUUGCUGACAUUUCACCUCCACUCACCGAAUUUCAUCUGAAGCCAUGCACUUUUCAAGAUAAGGACCGAGAAGAUGAAGACGUUGCUAUACUUGUUCAGACUCUUUGGACAACUCACCAACCCUUGAAGGGGCCAGCCAGUCUUUACAGCCUGGUUAGUUCUGUACUUACUCCCAGGUUCCGCCUCUGCCUGACCAGACUGCUGCAGCAACCUGAUGUGCCUAUCUGACAGUUAAAAUGUUGACAUUUCUUUUCUCCUAUGCAUCAGUUUUGCACAGCUCUUUUCCUUUCAGAACUGCAGCAGCCUCACAGAUGUGUACAUGUGGACAAGGAGUACUAAAAUAAAAGCAAACGGACAGACAUUCAGCCCAGAUCCUUUCAAGUACUUGGAAAAGCAAUGUAAUUCUUUGCAAUAAAUAUCAAGCACUGCAAAACAGAAGCAAAA
Molecule: messenger RNA, 2135 nt
Organism: Rattus norvegicus (Norway rat)
Lineage: Eukaryota; Metazoa; Chordata; Mammalia; Rodentia; Muridae
Source: RefSeq, a predicted model, not a curated record